GGAAGAAAAUAACUCUGAGGGUUCUAUGGGACUAUGGUAGAUAUAAAAGAGGCGACACUGGUAAGAUGGCGUCUACAUGUUCUGAAUACACCAUUGGUGGAGUUAAAAUCCUGUUUCCAUGCAAGGCAUAUCCUUCCCAACUUGCCAUGAUGAAUUCAAUUAUGAGAGGUCUAAACAGUAAACAACACUGCUUGUUGGAAAGUCCCACAGGAAGUGGGAAAAGUUUAGCAUUGCUGUGUUCUGCUCUUGCAUGGCAGCAAUCACUAUAUGGUAAACCAGCAAAUGAGGGUGCCGGUGAAAAAGAAUGGAAAAAACCGCAAGCCCCGUGCUGCUGCACAUGUCACUCAAAAGCUCCCGAUUCCAGUGUCUCUCCUUCAACGUCCAAAAGCAAAUCUGCAUCUCCCACUGGUGAUUCUUUGGCAGCCAGCCCUGUUAAUGAAUCAGUUAAUAGCAAGGCCACCUUAGCUUCCAAAUUAAGCGUGAAGAAGCAAGCUUUUUUUGCAGAAGAUCGUGAUGAUGAUUUUCAGUCUGACAGGAAAAGGAUCCGGCAGUCCCAAAAUGAGCUUCAGGCACGAAAACGGCACUGUUUUGAAAAAGGUGUGCAGUUUAUUGAUGAUGACUGUUAUGAAAGCAGCCUAGAGUCAAACGGGUACCUUGAGCGGAAUCUUGAAGGUUUUACACCUUCUACCACAAAACAUUCUUCAGAACCAUGCCAGAAUUGUUUUUGUGGUUGUACCAAAAUCCAGGAGAAAACCAAAGAAAGUUGUAAGAAGAAAGAAAAUGGUGAAAAGCUGAGUGUGCCCAAAAUAUUUUUUGGUACCCGAACACAUAAGCAGAUAGCCCAGAUUACUAAGGAGUUGCGGAGGACGGCCUAUUCUGGCGUCCGUAUGACUAUUCUGUCUAGCAGAGAUCACACAUGUGUCCACCCGGAGAUUCACAGUAACAGAAAUGAAAAAUGCAAGGAGCUUCUAGAUGCCAAAGAUGGACAGACUUGCCGUUACUACCAUGGUGCACAAAAAAUGAGCGAGCAGCCUGUACUUCAAUAUAGGCUAGGAAUGAAUCAGGCAUGGGACAUUGAAGAAUUGGUAGGAAUGGGCAUAAGGCUGCGUGCAUGCGCUUACUUCGCUGCACGUGAGCUGAUGAAAGAAGCAGACAUCGUGUUCUGUCCUUACAACUAUCUGCUGGACUCACAGAUUAGGGAAAGUAUGGAUAUCUGUUUGGAAAAUCAAGUGGUCAUCUUAGAUGAAGCUCACAAUAUUGAAGAUUGUGCUCGGGAGUCGGCCAGUUACAGAGUUACGGAUGCGCAGCUAACUUUUGCGCGAGAUGAAAUUGACAGUAUGGUGAAUCAUGGCAUCAGAGUCCAUGAACAUGAGCCUUUAAGGGCUGUAUGUUACAGUCUGUCAAAUUGGGUGAAGGAGUGCUCUGAUCAACUGGUUGAAAGAGAAUAUGAAUCAUCCAAUAAAGUAUGGAGUGGUAAAGAAAUUCUUGAAAUUUUCUAUCAAAUGGGCAUAACAAAUACAACAUUUCCACUUUUGAAGGCAAAUUUUGCUGCAGUAAUUGAAAAAGAGGAAAAGAGACCAAUGUUGAAUGGACAAGAAAACGUAGUGAAAAUUCCUACGCUCAGCGCUCAAACGCAGAUGGUGUUGAAGGGACUUUUCCUAGUGCUGGAUUACCUGUUUCGACAGAACAACAGAUUUGCAGACGAUUACAGGAUAGCGCUGCAGCAGUCUUAUACCUGGGCCAAUAAAGAAGAUAUUCCUGAUGAAAACGGCUUCUUUGCAAGACCUAGAAACAGGAGAAGUGCUCGGCGCAAGACACUAGUGUAUACACUGAAUUUCUGGUGCCUCAAUCCAGCCGUGGCAUUUUCUGAUCUAAGUGGCUGUGUUCGCACUAUUGUUCUGACAUCAGGCACAUUGUCUCCAAUGGGAUCGUUUUCAUCUGAACUUGGUGUCAAAUUUUUGAUUCAACUGGAAGCAAAUCAUGUCAUCGAUAAAUCCCAGGUCUGGGUUGGAACAAUCGGUGCCGGCCCAAAGGGCCGAAAGCUUUGUGCCACGUUUCAGCAUACAGAAACCUUUGAUUUUCAGGAUGAGGUUGGAGCCCUUUUGCUGUCUGUGUGCCAGACUGUAAGCCAUGGAGUGCUUUGCUUUCUUCCCUCGUAUAAGAUGUUGGAGAAAUUAAAAGACAGGUGGAUGCAUACAGGCCUAUGGGAAAAUCUGGAGAGGAUCAAGACAGUCAUUAAAGAACCACAAGGAGGAGACAAGACUGACUUUGACAAACUACUGCAGGUGUACUAUGACGCAAUACGUUACAAUAGAGAAAAAGAUGGUGCUCUCCUUAUUGCUGUCUGCAGAGGAAAAGUGAGUGAAGGGUUGGACUUCUCUGAUGACAAUGCUCGUGCUGUAAUUACUGUGGGAAUUCCUUUUCCUAAUGUGAAAGAUCUACAAGUCGAGCUAAAGAGAAAGUAUAAUGAUCAGCAUACAAAAGCUAGAGGGCUUCUCCCUGGCAGUCAGUGGUAUGAAAUCCAGGCAUACAGAGCUCUGAACCAAGCCUUGGGGAGAUGUAUCCGUCAUAAAAAUGACUGGGGUGCCCUAAUUUUAGUUGAUGAGCGUUUCAGAAGCAAUCCUAAAUACAUCACUGGUUUGUCAAAAUGGGUGCGUCAACUAGUACAACACCACUCAACAUUUAAUAACGCUGUGGAAUCCUUGAUAGCGUUUUCUAAGAAUCAGCAGGAAAGGCAAAAUGUUUCCACUAUGGCCUCCGAGAAUGAAUCUUUUCAGGUGGUCUCGGCCACACAGAACACGUCCCCAAAUUCCUCUUUGGUGGACCUAACAAUUCACCCUACCCAGAGCUUCAGGGAAUGCACACAGCCUGUUUUUACACAGCACACUUCAGAGCAGGAACCGGUGAUCACGAUCCCCUGCAGUCCAAUCCAGUCAACGUCUGCUGAAAAAAUUAGACCCGAAAAGAAAUAUGAAUCUGAAGAUUACAGGGAAGCUGAAUCACUAUGUAUGCAAUCUAAAAAGAACAAAAUGACACCGAAUGAAAGAAAAGCCUCUGUUAAAUUUAGAAAGCAAAAUACCAGUAAACAAAGAGCCGAUUUCUAUAAAUAUUUCAAGCAUAAACCUCUAACAUCCACUCCUUUGCCACAUUCUUCAAAAAAAUCUGCUUUUGAAGACACAGACAGUGUUACUACAAAUCUGGAUGCAAAUACUCAAGAGGCGUAUAGGCUGAAGAAUUCAUCUAGAGUACUGGAGGAAGACAAUAAUGACAUUUCUGUACAAACCAUGUGUAACGCUAUGCCUCUUUUCCAUGCUACCACAAAUAGCAGUGUUCUUUUGGCACCGGAGAACAUGGAAGCCUCUGUUACAGAGACAUCUGCAGUAGCCAAUGAAACAGAGGAUACUAUCUAUUUUACUCCCGAACUCUAUGAUAACGAAGAUCAACCCCUCACCCCUGAUUCAAAUGGACUAAAAGAUCUCUUGGUUGUUCAAUCUGAUGAUGAGCACGAGGCAAGAGAUAAAAGUGAAAGAAUGACUUUGCCUGUGGCUUUAACCGAGACAGACGUACCCAUAUUAUCAACUAAUGCAAAGUUACCUCCUGCCAACAUUCCAGAAAAUAUCCAGACCCAGAGUAAGACUUUUUCUAACCGUGUACAACAGAGUAAUACAGUUCUCGGUGGUUUAGAACAAGUCGAUCAAGCUAAAGAAAAAAGAAAACACAGACUUUCCAAGUCCAGAAACAAAAGUUUGUCUUCACCCGGUCUAGAUUAAUUGUAGCACUGUGCAAUCAAAGAUAUGAAAACCAGAUUAAAGGCAAACCUUAAAUAAAUAUUAAUAAACUAUAAAGUCAUAAGUACAUAUAAAACCUAUAUGCAUGUAUAAAAUAAUAGGGUCAACAUAUGGAUUUUCCCUUGGCUUAUGUGAACUUUAACCAUAUGCUCAAUGUUUAUGUUGUAUUGCUGGCAGUGAAAGAACCCAUUUAUGAUGGCUAAAAUCCACUCUGCUCCUGUAAUUAAUCACGCUGAAUUAAAUAUCAUCUGUGGGGGUUAUAAAGCACCUGCUAUAAUGCAGGCAGCAGCUUAGUAUUUCUGUUCGCUUCUCUUAAAAACAAAUUUAUGUAUAAAAAAAAUAAAAAAAAGUGUAUAUAAAAUGUUCAAAAUACAUUUUCUAAAUAAAAAGUGAAUUACUUGAGUUGGAAAUGUAGAAUGUGAAUUCAAAAGAAUGCAUUAUUUUUGGGCCUGUGCUUUUAACACUUUUUGUAUUGCAUAAUUCUGUCGAGAACCAAAGUGAUACUGAGAAUGUACAAAAAAAAAUGUGCAUACCUCAUAAAACUGCAACCCUAACUUUUAUCCAUUUCAUAAUCAGGUAUGUGAGAAACAAAUAAACAGAAAGCAUUUAUAUCCUUUUAUACAUUUUCUAUAAGAUUUCUUUCCUGGAGUUUCAUUGAAAUUUUGCAACAAUGUGGUUUGUAUUUGAGGCACAUCAUAGAAUGUUUUUACAUUAUUUAGCUAUUUUGUAUCUUUGUUCAAUGACACUUAGAUUUACAAAGAGAGUUCUACUUUGCUGAAUACUUAUCUGUUAUAUUAACCAACACUAGGCGUUAAUCGAUUCAAUGUUACUUGUAUACGUUAUAUGUUAAAUGAGAACCCAUUUUUAUUAAUAGUAUCAGAAUAAAAGUACAUUUUUAAAAA
Messenger RNA from Spea bombifrons (plains spadefoot toad), 4690 nucleotides. It is a transcript of the gene BRIP1, whose product is annotated as BRCA1 interacting helicase 1. The transcript has 20 exons. Gene Ontology annotation, biological process: double-strand break repair involved in meiotic recombination; nucleotide-excision repair. The record is from RefSeq and is a predicted model, not a curated record. The coding region runs from base 66 to 3770 and encodes 1234 amino acids. NCBI's taxonomy places the organism in Eukaryota, Metazoa, Chordata, Amphibia, Anura, Pelobatidae. Gene Ontology annotation, cellular component: nucleus. Gene Ontology annotation, molecular function: hydrolase activity, acting on acid anhydrides, in phosphorus-containing anhydrides; ATP binding; DNA helicase activity.